CCGUAUUUACAUCGUGGACAGUUGUUUCAUAAAUGGAAAUACAUUGCAUUUUUUUAACUGGUACAGUAACACCAGCUGAACCAUGACAUUUCUUUUUUCUCCGUGCUCAGACAGGAGGGAAUUCAGUGGCCGUUCGUUGACAGGAUAUGGUUUAAAAUUGGACUAAUAUGAGUGUUUUUAUUUGAAUGUACAGUAUCGCUAGCCAAAGCUGUAUCUUUUCUUUAAGGUGUUAAAAAAAAAAAAAAAAAUAGUUAAACCGUCAGAUGUUUCCAUGGAGGAAACAUACAAGUCCAAGUCUGGUUUCAUUCUUUUAAAUAAGGUUUGGUUGGACUAGUAGUUUGACCUCUUGGGACUGAGCUGAGCGUUACCAUGGCAACCACGAGGAUGUUUGGAGCCAGACUCCUCCUCAACCUCAGGGUCUCUCUGCACAAAGCAGGCUCUUUCACCAGAUCAGGGUUUAAACCGAGUUACGUGACACGUUUCGUUAAAAGGGGUCAGUUUAUAACCCACAUACCCAAAGUCACGCUGCUGUGCUGGGGAGCGGCCAGUGCUUCAGGUGCCAGGUGCCAGGAAGCACAACUACCACCCAGGCUUUCUGGCAGAAAGUCUCUAGCCAGAGUCCAGGUCCACAAAGUGAUAUUCCUCCUCCGCCUCAGCCUGCGUGCUUUGGUUCUGCUCCUGAAGUUCAGUCCCCUUCUCUUCCUCUGCCCUCUGGCCCUGGUGUCCAGCCGCUGUGCGUCCUGCUGGCUGGACGCCCUGCUGUGGGUGACCGAGAGCUCUGGUCCCACCUUCAUCAAGCUGGGGCAAUGGGGCAGCACCAGGCGGGACAUCUUCUCCCAGGAGUUCUGUGAACGCUUCUCCAGGCUCCACGUCAAGGUUCGCCCUCACUCCUGGGCUCACACCAAGCAGUGUCUCCAGAGGGCCUUUGGAGACAGCUGGAGGAGGGCACUUGUGUUUGAGAGCAAAGAGCCCGUGGGGUCGGGCUGCGUCGCCCAGGUGUACCGAGGCUGGGCCAGGGUGGACAAGGUGAAGGACCCGGCCUUCCAGUCCUUGAUUGAGGAGAUGGAGAAAGAAGACUUGCUGGAAGCCUGGGAGAUCCCUGGUCUGGGAGGGGUGGCGGGGACUCUGCGGCGGCUUUGGAGGGGCAGGCGGGAGGAGGAUGGCUUUGAGGAAAGAGGUCACCCAGAGGGGCAGCACCAGGAGGAGCACCAGAUACCUGUGGCGAUCAAGGUGGUCCAUCCAGGUGUGAGGAGGCAGGUGGAGAUGGAUUUGCUUAUCAUGAAAGCAGGCAGCUGGCUUCUACACUGCCUGCCUGGGCUUAAAUGGCUCAGUUUAUAUGAAGUCGUCCAGGAGUUUGAGACGCUUAUGACCAAGCAGAUUGAUCUCCGUUUUGAGGCCAAGAACAUUGAACGUUUUCAAGAAAAUUUCCGCAAUGUUGACCAUGUCAAGUUCCCAACUCCAUUACGACCGUUUGUCACCAGGAACAUCUUAGUGGAAACCUUUGAAGCAAGUGAGCCCAUCUCCAAAUACCUGAGCUCUGAGAUUCCUAAGGAGGUGAAGCAGAGAAUAGCCAGAAUGGGAGUUGACACCUUGCUAAAAAUGGUCUUUGUGGAUAACUUUGUCCAUGGGGAUCUCCAUCCUGGCAACAUUCUUGUCCAAUGUCGAGCACCUCUCGCUGGUUCCCCCGAUGGUGCUAGUGUUUCAGGGGAGCUUCAGGGGAAGACCACCCUCACUGACUUGUGGGACACGGUGGUGAUCAGUGUCAGGCCGGACCCGUGUCCUCUCCAGCUGGUGCUGCUGGACGCUGGCAUCGUGGCCCAUCUCAGCGAGCACGACCUCGCCAACUUCAAGGCCGUCUUCACAGCCGUGGUGCUGCGUCAGGGUGAACGAGUGGCAGAGUUAAUUCUGCAUCACGCCAGAGCGAACGAAUGCCAAGAUGUGCCGCAGUUUAAGAAGGAGAUGGCCGAGCUGGUGGACCAUGCCGUCAGCAACACACUCUCUCUGGGGAAGAUACAAGUGUCUGACUUGCUCUCCCGAGUCUUUGGUCUACUCAUCAAGCACAAGGUAAAGCUGGAGAGUAACUUCGCCUCCAUCGUGUUUGCCAUCAUGGUGCUGGAGGGCCUGGGCAGGUCUCUUGAUCCUAACUUGGACAUCCUGGAUUUAGCGAAACCCAUGCUGCUUAGGAACUGUGCAUCGUUGCUCUGACACACCCAGGACAGAGACGUGUCCAUUGUCCCGUCAACAUCCAAGUCCUCCUAAUGCCAGACGGGGUCACACUGACAUUCUGCAUCGUGGAUCAUCAGAUGGUCUCUUUCUCUUCUCCACAUUUCAGCAGCAUUGAUGCCACAUAUACCUCAUUGUGUUUUUAUAUUAGUGGACACAUCCACUUUCAUUCCUUUUUUGUCUUCUGUCUGGCUGGAGUGCAAACAUUUUUGACCUCUGAAUAAACUCUAAUGCACAUGUUUGGCUGUGUUUUAAUGAAUUAAGAUUAUAUGUGUUAUAAAAUAAGCACU
Messenger RNA from Cololabis saira (Pacific saury), 2513 nucleotides. RefSeq names its product aarF domain containing kinase 2 (gene adck2). Bases 370 to 2205 code for a protein of 611 amino acids. The record is from RefSeq and is a predicted model, not a curated record. Gene Ontology annotation, cellular component: mitochondrion. The transcript is spliced from 8 exons. NCBI's taxonomy places the organism in Eukaryota, Metazoa, Chordata, Actinopteri, Beloniformes, Belonidae.